This is a messenger RNA of Colletotrichum abscissum, 471 nucleotides long. RefSeq lists its product as uncharacterized. The record is from RefSeq and is a predicted model, not a curated record. Bases 1 to 471 code for a protein of 156 amino acids. Lineage: Eukaryota; Fungi; Ascomycota; Sordariomycetes; Glomerellales; Glomerellaceae. The transcript has a single exon.
AUGGCCCGCGAAACCCCAACGUCCUCCAUCGCCGGCGACUCCAAGCCCCUCCCCAAACGCCCCGGCACCUCGGGCACGGAAAACCUCCUCCGGACGAACCGCCGCCAGGCCUCGGACAACUACCAGCGCGCCCAGCGUGCCGAGCGAGCCUACCGCGCAAAGAAACGAGCCACCGCCGCUCGCGCCGACCUCUCGGACGCCAAAUCGCACUACGCCGAGUGCUUCAAGCACCUCAGCCGCGGCCUCGCCGUCACCUUCAGCGCCGUCAAAUCGCUCCCCUACGUCUUUGACGAGCGCCAGGAGGCGAGCCGCCAAAAGGCAGAGGCCAAGAAGAAGCAGCGCGCCCUCGAGAAGAAGAAGAAGCUCGAGGAGAAGCUCGCGAGGGAGAACGCCCAGGCCGAUGGUGCUGAGGGGGAUGCCCCCGCGGACGGCGAUGCCCCUGCUGCUGAGGAGGAGACGCCCGCUGCUUGA